AUGUUUCAGACAACACUAGACGAAGCCACAGAUCCAUGGGGCGUGAAAGUGGAACGGGUCGAGAUGAAAGACGUCAGGCUUCCACUACAAUUGCAAAGGGCUAUGGCGGCUGAGGCUGAAGCAGCUCGAACAGCACGAGCUAAGGUGAUCGCAGCCGAAGGCGAACAAAAGGCCUCUUUUGCACUGAGGCAAGCGGCAAACGUAAUUUCCGAAUCGCCUUCAGCUAUUCAACUACGUUAUUUACAAACGCUCAAUUCAAUUAGGUGA
Molecule: messenger RNA, 267 nt
Organism: Anisakis simplex (herring worm)
Lineage: Eukaryota; Metazoa; Nematoda; Chromadorea; Rhabditida; Anisakidae
Source: the annotation of a GenBank genome assembly